Molecule: messenger RNA, 1175 nt
Organism: Glycine soja
Lineage: Eukaryota; Viridiplantae; Streptophyta; Magnoliopsida; Fabales; Fabaceae
Product: protein cornichon homolog 4-like
Exons: 5
Coding region: 139-540 (133 amino acids)
Biological process (GO): vesicle-mediated transport
Source: RefSeq, a predicted model, not a curated record
UUCCAGUUAGUGGUAUUGCGUGAAGAGCGUGCGUGGCCUAGAAACUAGAAAUCUAGAGCACGUGCUGGGGACAGGCUUCAGCUCAAGCUAACGUGCGCACCAACCAGGUUGGAAGGAAGAGGAGGAAGGAGAGAGACAAUGGCUGAUCUAUUUGCAUGGCUUAUCUCCUUCUUCCUCCUCAUUGCCUUACUUGUCCUCGUUAUGUACCAGCUAAUGUGCCUGGCAGACCUAGAAUUUGAUUAUAUAAAUCCUUAUGACUCUUCAGCUCGAAUAAAUAUGGUGGUUUUGCCAGAAUAUAUUACGCAAGCUGUCCUGUGCUGCUUCUACCUUCUUACCGGGCAUUGGAUUAUGGCACUCUUCUGUCUUCCUUAUCUUUCUCUCAAUCUCCGAUUGUAUAGGCAAGGAAGGCAUUUGGUUGAUGUUACUGAGAUAUUCAACCUGCUCUCUUGGGAAAAGAAGCAACGGCUCGUCAAACUCUUCUAUCUUGUUUUCACCCUUUUCCUCUCUGUAUUUUGGAUGAUUUACACAUCAUUGGAUUAGUAACUGCAGUGCUUGCUUGUAUUAUGGAGUGCUGCAAACUCCCAGAUGUGUGUGGUAGGGAACAGUUAAUUACUUGUCAUAUUGCUAUCCUGAUUAACGUGUACUUUAGGGGGGGGGAAAUUCAAGGGAGAGAUUGUCUUUUGAAGGAAGAUUGAAUCAGCAUCCACAGGUGUUGCAAUACAUGUUCAUUCUUAGAAUCAGGACAGAAGUAGGAUUGUGUUUUUUCCCUAUCUACUACAUAUUAUUGUUUCCUCUCUCAAUUUCCAUCCUCAUUGUACAUUUGUAUAUCUCAAAUGGUGAUUGGUUCUGUUCUGCAUCAUGCAUUUUUGGUUUAAUCCGUUUGUCUCUUUAGGUCUCAAAACAUGAUUGAACCUGCUGGAAUAGAGCUAUGUUGGGUUACGGGAAUGUUGUGUACAAGAGUGUGCUGCUGGGGUUAGCAAUAUCAUUGAACAAAUAGACUGAUGCAGGCAGCAUACAUUUUCACUUUUCAUGUAUGAUUGCUACAAACCAGCAAUGUCUCAAAUUGAAAUGGUACCCACACUCCUGGUGAGGCAAAUUGGUAUUGUGUUUCAAUUUGUUAACUUUAAUCUGUACACAGCUUACAAAUCUAAAAGACAUUGGUUUAACAUUGAUUA